AUGAGGAAGGCACCUUUGAAAGCAUCUAAGAGUUCUAUCAACGACGUGAAGAUCUCCAAGAAAUAUGAUGACUCUGAUGCAUUGUCCACCAUUGUCAGAAGUGUUUCUCUGAAUACAGGCCCUAGUAAACAAAGAACAGUAGCUGAGGACAUACUUCGUUAUGGACAUGUUAAAGUUGCAGCAGAGGUAUUCACAUUUCGCGAACUCGCAGCUGCAACGGACAAUUUCAAUUCUGAACUACUGGUGGGAGAAGGAGGAUUUGGAAGGGUCUAUAUGGGACGCCUCAAGAAAACCGAUCAAGUUGUUGCAGUCAAGCAACUUGACAGGAAUGGAUUUCAAGGAAAUAGGGAGUUUCUAGCAGAAGUUCUGACACUAAGCCUUGUUCACCACCCAAACCUCGUAAAUCUCAUAGGGUAUUGUGCUGAUGGCCGCCAAAGAAUUUUGGUCUACGAGUACAUGCGUAAUGGAUCACUAGAAGAUCACCUCUUUGAUAUUCCUCCACAUAAGAAGCCUCUAGAUUGGUUUACUCGGAUGAAAAUAGCUAAAGGUGCAGCACAAGGACUCGAGUACUUGCACGACACAGCCAACCCACAAAUCAUCUAUCGCGAUCUAAAAGCAUCUAACAUCUUAUUAGAUGAUGAGUUUAAUCCUAAGCUCUCUGAUUUUGGACUUGCUAAGUUAGGUCCAACAGGAGACAAAGAUCAUGUCUCCACCAGGGUAAUGGGGACCUAUGGCUACUGUGCUCCAGAGUAUGCAAUGACAGGCCAACUGACGACGAAAUCUGACAUCUAUAGUUUUGGGGUGGUCUUGUUGGAGAUCAUCACAGGAAGGAGAGCUAUCGAUAAUACAAGGCCUACAGCAGAGCAGAACCUGAUUUCUUGGGCAAAACCUUAUUUUAAAGAUAGAAGACAAUUUACAUUCCUGGCUGACCCUUUGCUGGAAGGGGAUUACCCUGUAAAGUGUCUUCAUCAAGCUGUUGCUGUUGCGGCUAUGUGCCUCCAAGAUGAAGCUAGCACCAGGCCUUUCAUUGGCGAUGUUGUUACUGCUCUCGAGUAUCUAGCCAUGAGCACAGAUGAAAGCUUCAGCGACGAAGAAGAAGCGAUAGAUUUUCAGUAGACAUAGAAAAUCAUUUGCUGACACUCAUAGAGUCAGAAAAUUAAAUGAGGCCAUAGACAUUCCUAUCCCAUUGAGAAGGUAUCCUUAUAUGAGAAGGUAUCCUUAAUUGACCUAUCCCAUUUUGCAUUUGACAGGAAGAAAAAAGGAAAAAGAGAGAAACAGGAAGAAGAAAAAUGGUAAUUGACGACUUUUGGGAAGUCACAAGUUGUAUAGUACCCUCAAAGGAGGGGGUUAAGAGUGUUUCUAGCCAUUGAGAGACAAAGUAUUAAACAGUUCCCUGUUAUGAAGUCUGUAGGUUAUCAUCUUAUCUGUCAAAAGAUUAGCUAAUGGUUGCUCUAUUUGCAUUGAUGCUUCAGUAUCCUCAUUAGAUAUAAGCACAUGUAC
Coffea arabica (coffee) is the source of this 1500-nucleotide messenger RNA. Its product is annotated as probable serine/threonine-protein kinase PBL23. NCBI's taxonomy places the organism in Eukaryota, Viridiplantae, Streptophyta, Magnoliopsida, Gentianales, Rubiaceae. The record is from RefSeq and is a predicted model, not a curated record. Gene Ontology annotation, molecular function: ATP binding; protein kinase activity. Gene Ontology annotation, biological process: protein phosphorylation.